CCAUUUGCAUAUGUUUGCAAUUGUAGUGUCUGUGUGGUGGAUUGAGAAAGUGAAUGUUGGGGCUUUGGAGUACUCUAGGUUUUUGUUUGCCAUGGACAAAGGGUGGACACAGUUACACUUGUUUGUAAUCUUCCUGCUCUUUUUGAGUAAUGCUCAUGGAUUUAAAGCUGGAGCUCAUUCAGAUGCCAACCACUGGUGGGGCCAACCUUCAGAUAAAUCUUUCUCACCUCGUGCAGUCCAGUCUUCUGUGUCAGAGGUCCCUGUGACUGGGAUUUUGCCUGAAGAAGUGGGCUCUAGUUUAUUCACUAACAGACCCCUGAAAAGGUUGAACUUGCUCCAAUUUGUUAAAGGUGGUGUUUCCAGCAGGCAUGAAUCAAUGUCCCAUGCCCAGACCACUCCAAGCAGCUCUGUUUUAGCUUCCUUGCCUGUACCCUUAAAUGAACUGCAUGCAGGCCAUUUGACAUCACUCCAGGGUUCCUCUGGUUCAGCCGCUACAGAUACUACUAGUGUGUCUACGCAAGGAGAAAGUAGCUUCCCUGCCACACUUGGCAAUUCUGGCCUGUCCACCAGUGAUCAAAGUUCCCCUAGUUUGUACGUGACCAGUUCCCUGGAAACCUCUGGUGCCUUGGGUCAAUAUAACCCGGGCUCCUAUAACGAGCUCAGUUCUUCAUCUGUUUCUAGUCCGUCUACCAGUGACCAGAGUACCCCCAGUUUGUAUAGUUCUAGCUUUCAGGGAAAUUCGGGCAGUUUUUUGGAAGCUUCUGGCUCUUUUCAAGGGGAAGUGGCAGGGCUUGGCUCUCAUGUUGACUUGUUUCCCCAAUCACAGGACCGCUCCAGUCAGCUUCUACCCUCACCCUUGGAGGUCUCUAGCCAGUCUACUAAUGGUCAAAGCACUCCCAGCCUGUUUAUGCUUGGCUCUGACAGCAGUUCAGGAUCACAGUCAGCAGGUCCUGCUUCACCUCUAGACACUCAGGGUAGUCUCUCUCAAAGCAUUUCUAGCCAGUCCACAAGUGUUCAGAGUUCACCUAGUGUGUCUACAAGCACCCAGAGCAGGUCUGCCACUCCAUUAACUUCCAGUAACUUAUUCCCUGUGCAGGGAGGUAGUAGUUCUACUUCUAGCUUAUAUCUGAAGCCUCAGGGCACUCUUGGUCGGUAUGCCCCUGCGUCCCAUACCAAAUAUGCGAGUAUACCCAUGUCGUCACACCUAGCUAUUUAUAGCCAGUCAAAAAGUACCUCUGGUCCUUGGUUUGAGGGCUCUACUGGCUUUGCCUCCCAGGGAAUGAGUAGCACUUACAGUGGUUCUGUCCAGUCUCAAGGUACCACAAGUCAGUUUGCCUCUGGGUCUCCAUCCUCCUAUCCAAUUGUAACACUAUCCUCACCCCAAGGUUCCGCCAGUCAGUCCGCUACAGCCCAGAGUUCAUGGAAGCAGUUUGCCUCUAGAUAUGGCACCCAGUCAGGGUCCUCUAAGCCAAUCACCCUGCAGGGAAGCACUUACGGUGGAUCACUCGAGCCUCAAGGUACCACAAGUCAGUUUGCAUCUGGGUCUCAAUCCUAUCCAAGUGUAUCACUAUCCUCGCCCCAAGGGUCCUUCAGUCAGUCUGCUGCAGUCCAGGGUUCACGGAAGCAGUUUGCCUUUAGAUAUGGCACCCAGUUAGUGUCCUCUAAGCCAAUCACCCUGCAGGGAAGCAAGUAUGGUGGCUCACUCCAGCCUCAAGGUACCACAAGUCAGUUUGCAUCUGGAUCUCCAUCCUAUCCAAGUGAAUCGCACUCCUCGCCCCAAGGUUCCUCCAGUCAGUCUGCUGCAAUCCAGAGUUCACGGAAGCAGUUUGCCUCUAGAUAUGGCACCCAGUCAGGGUCCUCUAAGCCAUUCACCCUGCAGGGAAGCACCACUGAUGGUGGGUCACUCCAGCCUCAAGGUACCACAAGUCAGUUUGCCUCUGGGUCUCUAUCCUAUCCAAGUGCAUCACUAUCCUCGCCCCAAGGUUCCUCCAGUCAGUCUGCUGCAGUCCAUAGUUCACAGAAGCAGUUUUCCUCUAGCUAUGGCACCCAGUCAGGGUCCUCUAAGCCAUUCACCCUGCAGGGAAGCACUUAUGGUGGAUCACUCCAGCCUCAAGGUACCACAAGUCCGUUUGCAUCUGGGUCUCAAUCCUAUCCAAGUGCAUCACUAUCCUUGCCCCAAGGGUCCUCCAGUCAGUCUGCUGCAGUCCAGAGUUCACGGAAGCAGUUUGCCUCUAGCUAUGGCACCCAGUUAGUGUCCUCCAAGCCAAUCACCCUGCAGGGAAGCAAGUAUGGUGGAUCACUCCAGCCUCAAGGUACCACAAGUCAGUUUGCAUCUGGAUCUCCAUCCUAUCCAAGUCAAUCACACUUCUCGCCCCAAGGUUCCUCCAGUCAGUCUGCUGCAAUCCAGAGUUCACAGAAGCAGUUUGCCUCUAGAUAUGGCACCCAGUUAGUGUCCUCCAAGCCAAUCACCCUGCAGGGAAGCACUUACGGUGGAUCACUCCAGCCUCAAGGUACCACAAGUCAGUUUGCAUCUGGGUCUCAAUCCUAUCCAAGUGUAUCACUAUCCUCGCCCCAGGGUUCCUCCAGCCAGUCUGCUGCAGUCCAGAGUUCACAGAAGCAGUUUGCCUCUAGAUAUGGCACCCAGUUAGUGUCCUCUAAGCCAAUCACCCUGCAGGGAAGCACUUCUGGUGGAUCAUUCCAGCCUCAAGGUACCACAAGUCAGUUUGCAUCUGGGUCUCAAUCCUAUCCAAGUGAAUCACUAUCCUCGCCCCAAGGUUCCGCCAGUCAGUCUGCUGCAGUCCAGAGUUCACAGAAGCAGUUUGCCUCUAGAUAUGGCACCCAAUUAGUGUCCUCCAAGCCAAUCACCCUGCAGGGAAGCAAGUAUGGUGGAUCACUCCAGCCUCAAGGUACCACAAGUCAGUUUGCAUCUGGAUCUCCAUCCUAUCCAAGUGAAUCACACUCCUUGCCCCAAGGUUCCUCCAGUCAGUCUGCUGCAAUCCAGAGUUCACAGAAGCAGUUUACCUCUAGAUAUGGCACCCAGUCAGGGUCCUCUAAGCCAUUCACCCUGCAGGGAAGCACCACCGAUGGUGGGUCACUCCAGCCUCAAGGUACCACAAGUCAGUUUGCCUCUGGGUCUUCAACCUCCUAUCCAAUUGUAACACUAUCGUUGUCCUCGUCCCAAGGUGUUGCUGACCAGUCCGGCCAAGCAGUUCAAAGCUAUUCUGGGUACCAAAGCCAAAAGUCUCAAAGAUGGCAGCCUUCACGAGGUAUUCAUGCCUCGGGUGGAGCUGCAUCAUGGGGUAGCUCUCUGUCUCAAAGCUCUCCAAUGCAGAGUUUCUUUUCUUCCCUGUCGUCAGCAGGAGGCUCAUCUUCAGCAUAUCCUGGACCAUUUGUUUCUGCACAGGGUGGUAGCAGCAGACAUGGUGGCAUUUCUCUUCAUUCUCAAAGCCCCUCUAGGAAGUACACUCCUGGGUCUCAUGCAUAUGCCAUGCUUGGUUCCUCUCCCCUAGCUGUUUCUAGCCAGUCUACCAGUGAUAAGUGGUCAAAUGGCCUGUAUAGGUCAGAGUCUCUGGGAACCCAGGGUCUCAUUGGUGUAAUUGAAAGACCCUCUAGGCUCUCGUCUCAAGCUCCUGACUCUACAAGCAGUAACCAAAUAUCUGAGCAUUUUGGGACCAUGAAACGCCCCACAGGUUCAAACCUAACUCCAUCUCUAGGCUUGAGUGCCCUAGAAUCAUCUGUUGGCAUGUUCUACAGUAUCCCACAGACUGCACAUGCACUACGUAACUCUGGGUCAGAUGUCCAGCUAAACAAUAAACCAUUCCUCAAUCAGCGAUACUCUGUAAAGGGCUAAGGAACUCUAUAAAACAGCUAUGUUAUGCAAAGUGUCUUCCAGAAUAAAAAAAAUCAAAUGUGUAACAGUUUUUUUUUCUUGUGCUUUUGUUUAUCCUACAUUCAAAGGAUAGAAAUCCAUGUUAGUUUAG
This is a messenger RNA of Pimephales promelas (fathead minnow), 3980 nucleotides long. RefSeq lists its product as uncharacterized. NCBI's taxonomy places the organism in Eukaryota, Metazoa, Chordata, Actinopteri, Cypriniformes, Leuciscidae. The record is from RefSeq and is a predicted model, not a curated record.